Messenger RNA from Rubroshorea leprosula, 1338 nucleotides. Lineage: Eukaryota; Viridiplantae; Streptophyta; Magnoliopsida; Malvales; Dipterocarpaceae. The record is from the annotation of a GenBank genome assembly.
UCGAGUUAGCUAUCUUGCCUUCUUCUUAUAUAAUCAAAGAAAACUCAGCUCCCUAAUGAGUUAGCCUCCAUUGUUGCAGAACUUGAAUACCUUACUCGGGAGGGUACUGAAUUCGAAUCCAAAGACAUAGAAAUUUAAGGCAUGGCUGCAAAAUUUAAUUGCUGUAUGAUGCUGUGUUGUGCUAAAAAGGUCUCGUCAAAAUGUUAGUAUAAAUGAAGCCAAUGAUCUGGAGCAUUUCUGCACCUUGGACGUUAUCAAGAUUCAUUACUGCUGAGCUCGUGAAAAAGGAGAGUCCUCGUUGUUUCUCAUCAGGUGAGAGAAGAGAUGGCGACGGACGCAUACAAAGAGGCAGUUGAGGAGCUGUCGAAGUUUCUCAGUGAAAAGGCCGGUCUCCAGAGCGUCGCCGUGGCAAAAAUCAAGCAGCUAACCGCCGAGUUGCAGGAAUUGAAAUCGGGAGCAUGUGAUCCCGUCGAGAAGAUGAAAACCGGAUUCCUCCACUUCAAGACAGAGAAAUACCAAAAGAAUCCUGAACUGUACGGCGCCCUUGCAAAAGAACAGAGCCCCAAGUUUAUGGUGUUUGCAUGCUCAGACUCUAGAGUUUGCCCAUCUCAUAUCUUGAAUUUCCAACCAGGGGAGGCUUUUAUGGUGCGAAACAUUGCGAGCAUGGUCCCACCAUAUGACAAGACAAAGUAUUCUGGAGUUGGUGCGGCCAUUGAAUAUGCAGUGUUGCAUCUCAAGGUAGAGAAUAUUGUGGUUAUUGGACACAGUUGCUGUGGCGGUAUAAAAGGGCUCAUGUCUAUCCCAGAUGAUGGGACCACUAAGAGUGAAUUUAUAGAGCAAUGGGUCAAUAUUUGUGCGAAUGCAAAGAACAAGGUGAAAUCAGAUUACAAAGAUCUAAGUUUGCCAGAGCAAUGCAAGCAUUGUGAGAAGGAGGCUGUGAAUGUAUCUCUGGGAAACUUGUUGACUUACCCAUUUGUAAGAGAAGCUGUGGUGAAUAAAACCCUCGCUAUUAAAGGUGCAUAUUAUGAUUUUGUGGUGGGUACCUUCGACCAAUGGGAUCUCGAUUCCAAAGUUUCACCAUCUUUGAUAGUAUAAGAUAAGCAUCUUGCAUUCCUACCAUGUCUUUGGUUUUCUCUUGUAAUGCAUGUUGUACAUGUUCUUAUGAGUAACUCAGCUGGCAAAAUAAGCAGUAGUUUGCCUGAAAUACGAUGUAUUUCUGUUUUUCUUUUUUUAUAAAUAAAGUUAAUAUAUGGAGAAAGAGAGAGGAGGAGGGUCCUAUUGUGUUAGUUUUCUUGUGUUUUGAUUGAAAUUAUGACUUAAAAAAUCUAGUUUUCUUGA